Messenger RNA from Argiope bruennichi, 1625 nucleotides. RefSeq lists its product as uncharacterized. The record is from RefSeq and is a predicted model, not a curated record. Bases 219 to 1565 code for a protein of 448 amino acids. Lineage: Eukaryota; Metazoa; Arthropoda; Arachnida; Araneae; Araneidae. The transcript is spliced from 9 exons.
UAAAAGCGGGUGUCACAAUCGAUAGCUUAAAAAUUUCCUUGACUGCUAAUGUUUUGUCAGGUGUUGGAUUAGUACUACUGGUGGUGUUCGCCUUUCCUCGAAUUGUGCUUGGAGGAGAAGCCCCCCAAAAGAAAGCAGCGUGUGAGCCCACCAUCGUCGACUGCGCAUGUGCGGAGAAGGACGGCAACUUUUACACGAUACAGAUCAACACGACCACAAUGAACAUUUCGGAUGAAGAUACUGGCUUGGGUCGUUGUAUUGCUGAUGGAGAUCCCUUGGCCUUAUGCGAAAAUCGCAAUUGCAUCAUAAUCCCUAACGACAACUUUGCUACUUUAUUCCGAAAGGGAAGAAAGAUGUCUCCUUCCAACUAUUUACGAGCAGGUGAUAUUGUAUCUGAAAAUGAAACUUUGAGCAACAUCUCAAACCAAACAGAUGAAAAUGUGGGACCGGAACUUUCAGAUGAGGAUUCGUCACCAUUUUUUCCAAUUGAACUGACUUACCCCAGAAUGAUUCACGGAGAAGAAGCCCCGCAGCUCGUGAAAAGAAGCAGUGGAAAUGAUCCCGAUACCUUCAUACCACCCCCAGAAUUUGCGGAAGAGGAGUUUGAAGUAAAGACCUCUGACAGAUACGGGGAAUCAGAUCAUGAUUUAAGAGGGAAGAAGUACGAGAAAAAAGACGUUGGUUCCUUCAGGCCCCCCUCAGAUCACGCUGUUAGGGACGAAAAAUAUGCGUGGAAAGAUCAUGGUUCUUUCAGACUUCCAUCAGGACCUGAGUUUGGGGAUAGGAAAUAUAAUAGGAAAGGUCCUGGCUCUUUCAGACCUUCCUCGGAUCCUGAGUUUGGGGAUAAGAAUUAUGGAAGGAAAGAUUCUGAUUCCUUCAGAUCUCUCUCAGAUCCUGAUUUCAGAGAUGAUAGGAAAAACUCUAAUUCCUUCAGGCAUCCCUCGGAUCCUGAUUUUGGGGAUAUAAAACAUGGAAAAGAUCUCGAAGAUUCACCCGACUCCGAUAGUUCAUUCCUUUCGGACAAUAAUGAUACACCCUCGAAGACUUUCGAACAAGAGGAACACAACAGUCCUCACUUAGACGAACAUCCAUCCUUCAGAGGCCAAAGUGAGAGUAGGGACCCUACCUAUUGGGGAGGAAAUUAUGGCUAUGCAUGCAGGGUUCCACAGUUGAGAAACUCUGAAGUAACUUGCUGGAAGUGGCCCAAUUGGCAAAGUUGCAAGCAGACUUGCAUUUAUGGGCAUGGAAUCACCAGUCCAAGAGGUACGCUGAGAAGUACAACGUACACUUGCAGAAACACAGAGAAUCAGUGGAAACCCCACAGAAUGGAAGAUUGCCAACCAUAUCUCAACUGCAAAGUUCGUCUAAGAUCGCCGGGUGACUUAAAAUGCGUGGAACCUACCAACAGGCCAGCUUACUGCGACAUCUCAUGUGAAGAAUAUGACAACCAUUCCGCCCAGAGAGUGAGGGUCACAUGUGACGAGAAGCAGGGAGGCAUGCGACUGCCAUUCUGCGCAACCUUGGACAACAGUUUUAUGAACCACAUCAGAUCUCCAUCGUCUUGAACAGUAAAACCAUCCAAAUGAAAUGGCAGUCUGAUUUCCGAUGUGGAGCUUGAAAUAAAU